AUGGAGGCUCUAACCCCUGGUGACAUUGGGCUGAUCCAACUCUGGCCUAAAUCCGAUGUCGCCGUCCAAACCGUCCUUGAUAUAGUCGCCAUCCACGGACUUGGUGGCCACCCAAUAAAGACAUGGAGAAGCGGUAAAAGUGUCUGGCUCCGUGACUUUCUUCCCUCCACCAUCCCGGAAGUUCGCAUAUUUACCUUCGGCUACUCAUCCAAGACCACCUUUGCCAAGACGGUUUCUGAGAUCGGUGAUUUUGCAAGAGAGCUACUAGAGCGUCUUCUCGCUGCACGAAGAAACCUCCCUGAUCACAGCUUAUGCCUAGCUCAUGAUCAUGAGUCAAGAUACGGGAGCCUCCUGGCUCAAAUCAAGUCGGUCAUAUUUCUCGGAACCCCCCAUCGAGGAUCAGAUAUAGCCACUUGGGCGAAGAUGCUGGGGAAAAUUUCCAACCUCUUCGUUUCAGAUUCUGUCCGCAUUGGCUUGAUUAAAGAUCUGGAACCCCAGUCGCAAGUUCUUAAAGAUAUUGAGGACCAGUUUCUCCAAAGAACCAUCGGUCUCCGAAUUUUCACAUUCUACGAAAGAGUCAAGACGAAGCACAUCAAGUCUCUAGUUGUUGAGUCGGAUUCUGCAAUCCUCCGGCUUCCAAACGAAGUUCCGCUGCCUUUAGAGGCUGACCAUCGCAACAUAUGCAAGUUUCUAACAUCAAGUGAUCCUGGGUACACGCUGGUCCUAAGCUGCCUGGAAGAGCUGAUUGAUCAGUGUACAUCCGAACAAUCCGCCCCACAGAACUCUUCGGCAGUGAAUUAUACGAAAUUUCUCCAAGAUCUGAAUCCGAAAAAUGGAGCUUUUGACCCCGUGAUGAAGUACCAUGCUACCCCUGAUGCCGCCCCAGGGACUUGCGAUUGGAUCAAGCAGGAUACUACAUUCCUCAACUGGUUUGAUGCCCGCACAAGCUCUUGGCUUUGGGUUCAUGGUUCCCCGGGCUCAGGCAAAUCGGUUCUAGUCAAAUAUGUCAUCGAUCUCUUGCGGCAACGACCGGAAAAAGAACAAGCCACCGAUGUUUCAGAUGUUGUUUCCUACAUAUUCUGUGAUGGGAAAGUAACUCUAGACGAGACUGCUUCUUGUCUUGUUCUGAGAUCUAUCCUGUCCCAGAUUCUCCAGGCACAAGCGGGUCUGAUCAGACAUCUGGAAAACAAGAUGAACAACGUUGAUAUCGUCAAACUAACGAGUCAGGAGUUGGCAUCAAAUAUAUCCGAUAUUAUGCUAUGGGCAAGCAACACUCGGUUUUGGUUGAUUGUUGAUGCCGUCGACGAGCUUCCCGUAACCGCAGCAGAGGAUUUAUUGGAUGCCAUCCGGAGCAUAUCUGUCAAUGACAUUAGCAGACGCAUCCAUAUUCUCAUUUCCAACCGAUCGGGUAUUGCCUCACAGUUUUCCCAAAUAGCGAAUCCUUUAUGUCUCGACUCAGAAAAGAUGCAUGAGAUUGUGCAACAUUACAUUGAACAAAAAGUCACGCAGUUCGGGCGAGAGAAUUCUAUCCCUCCACACGUGUUGCUUGAAAUACAAGCAGGUAUAACAGCCCGUUCUAACACCAACUUUCUCAUUGCCUCUCUGAGUUGGACCGCCUUCUAUGAGGGGAUAUCACUUUGGAGCCCAUCUACGGUGAAGGCCAGGCUACGGGAACUCGAUGAACUCAAAUUCAACCUUGGACACCUAUAUGCGAGUCUUCUCGCCAACGUGCCCGGGGAUUUCCGGCCAGUUUUGAAGAAAAUAUUCAUGCUCCUCACUGUUGCUCGAAGGCCGCUAUCUGUCAACGACAUUCAUUUUGCCGUCUCCAUUAGUGAAGAGCAUCGGUCUUACGAACACGUCCAGAGCAACUUUGGUUUCAAUUUCGAGCGGGUUCUACGAAGAUUCUGCACGCCUUUCUUAUCGGUUGAUUCAGUAGGCUCUGUGCAGUUCCGACAUCAUUCUUUCCGAGAGUUUUUGACUCAGAAGAGGGUGGAUACUAUGGAUGAAGAGCUUAGAAGGCAAUUUCGCUCCUCUAUUCUGGGCUGCGAGUAUUUUGCGAAUUGGGUCUGCUUUAAAGUUCUCACCUUCACGGACUGGAAGGAUUACGACGGCGAGAUCGUAGAUUUCAAGCAAGACCAGAACAGCGCAACUGUUCGUCAGGACGGCCAAUUUCUCUCCGCCGAUAUACCAGAACUGCCUCUGUUGCUAUACGCCAUUGAAAAUUUUAACAGCCAUUUAGAAAAGGUCCAGGAUGAGCCUGAAGUCAUUCAAUCCGCGGCCAGUUUCUUUAUGGAAGAGAAAGUCAAGGUUUUCUACCAACUCUAUUCUAAACUCGAACUUGAAUUUCGAAAUCAUGGACUUCGUCUACAGCCGGACCUGGAGAUCAACUGCCCCCCAAUGCAUCUUCUGAUCCAGUUAGGAGAUUUCCUGGAAAUAUUCAAGGCCAUCAAGGGGGAUUUGAACAAGCUCGAUGAAUCAGGGUACUCUCCGCUGGCCUGGGCGGUCAGUAAAAAUCGAUCUAAGCUCAUGAAGUUCCUACUUCUCAAUCACAGAGUCGAUCCAAACAUUGGCCUCGCCAAUAGGUACAAGCCACUCCACCUCUCAAUACAAGAUACGAAGGCGUUUCUACUACUCAUUUCAUCCCCAAAGGUAGACAUUAAUUGCAAAGGGAUUAGAGGCCGUACAGUGCUGCACAAUAUCAUUUCUCGCGGCCAAGCACUUGCGCAUUUACUCCCUCCCCUGCUGGAAAGGGAAGACCUUGAUACAAAUGCUCUGGAUGGCGAUGGGGUAUCACCUUUGAUAUUUGCCCUUAGCAGAGGAGAUGGGUAUCAGGCUGUAAUGCAGCUUCUGAAGCGUAGCCUGGGGGAGAAACUUGAUGUCUCUGCGACUGACGGCAACGGAACAAACGCUCUAGCCCUCGCCAGUCUUCAGGGCUGGACGGAGGUGCGCAAAAUUUAG
Messenger RNA from Clonostachys solani, 2958 nucleotides. The record is from the annotation of a GenBank genome assembly. NCBI's taxonomy places the organism in Eukaryota, Fungi, Ascomycota, Sordariomycetes, Hypocreales, Bionectriaceae.